AUGAUUCAUGAAUUUUAUAGCAAUCUCAAAAAGGAAUCAUCAGUCCCAUCAAGUCCUUUGUAUGGAAAAAUUUACCUAAGAGGAAAGUACUAUGACUUUUCCCCAGAUGUUAUAAACACCUGCUACAACACCUUUGAACAAGAUGAUCAAUUCGAUCAUAAUGGGGACAUCAUAGCCCAGGAGAUCACAGCAGGAAAUGUAGUCCUUGAAAAGAAGAAGAUCAAAGCUGCCUGCCUGACAAGCAAAUAUGCAAUCCUACAGAAAAUAGCUCUGGCAAACUGGAUGCCUUCCUUACAUGAGAACACUGUGAAAUGGAGCUUGGCAGAAUUAUUAUACAAAGUUGGGAAAAAGAUCAAAAUCAGCUAUGGAGAACUGGUACAUCAACAAAUCAUGAAUCUAGCUGAAAUCAAAUCUCUCAAAGCCUCUCUAAUCUCUCCAAACCUAAUCCAAACAAUCCUCACCAAACAAGGACUGAAGACUACCAAGAAGAAGCUCCAACAGAUCAAAACCCUGAAUGUGUCUAUUAAACUGAAAAAGGGAUUUCAUCAAAAUGACCUGAAAACCACAAGUCCAGAAGAUAACCCCAUGAACACUGAUAUGCUUCAAAAAUACUUCCAGAAAAAACUCAAUGAGCUUAAUACAUCUGAAAGGUACAUAAAGCAGAGACAGUUGGAAAUCCAAGAAGAGAAAGUUGAAGUACUCAAAUGGCUUACAGCCUUAGGAGAAAAUAAUGAAGAAGAGCCUGAUAAGGAAGCUGAAAAAUCCCAAGAAGUAAAUGCUGAUGAAGAAGAAUCUGAAGGAGAGACUGAAAAGUCCCAAGAAGAUGAUGCAGAAAAUCAAGAAGGAAGCCAAGAAGAAGAAUAG
This is a messenger RNA of Ipomoea nil (Japanese morning glory), 864 nucleotides long. RefSeq lists its product as uncharacterized. Lineage: Eukaryota; Viridiplantae; Streptophyta; Magnoliopsida; Solanales; Convolvulaceae. The record is from RefSeq and is a predicted model, not a curated record. The transcript has a single exon. Bases 1 to 864 code for a protein of 287 amino acids.